CACUCACUCACUCACUCAAUACACAAGAGUGGUAUCUAGCUAGCUAGCCGCACACACACCACCAGGCACAGAGAGCACAGUGCAGAGGCGGAGCAAUCAGCUAUGAGCAAGGAGAAGCACCACAAGCACGAGCACCACCUCCGGCGCUGCUGCGGCGGCUUCGCGGCAUGCCUCCUGGCCCUGGUCCUCAUCGUCGCCUUCAUCGCGCUCGUCGUCUACCUCGCGCUCCGCCCCACCAAGCCUUCCUUCUUCCUGCAGGACCUGCAGCUCCGCUCCGUCCACCUCGGGGACCCCUCACUCUCCGCUACUGCGCAGGUCACGCUCGCCUCCCGCAACCCCAAUGACCACGUCGGCAUCUUCUACCGGCGCCUCGACGUCUUCGUCACCUACCGCGACGAGCCCGUCACGGUGCCGAUCUCCCUGCCGCCCAUGUACCAGGGACAUCGGGAUGUCACCAUCUGGUCCCCGGUGCUGUCCGGGGAGUCCGUGCCCGUGGCCGCGUACGUCGCCGACGCCAUGAAGCAGGACAUCGCCGCCGGGUACGUCGCGCUGCAGGUCAAGGUCGACGGCCGCGUCAAGUGGAAGGUCGGGAGCUGGGUCUCCGGCAGCUACCACCUCUUCGUCAGCUGUCCCGCCAUGCUCGCUGCCGGACCCGGCGGCGUGCCGCUCGGGGGAGGCCCCAACGGCACCGGUGGCGCCGUCGCGUCACUGAAAUUCACGCAGCCGACGGGGUGCACCGUCGGCACGUGAUAGAAUGCAUGUACGUAGCGGGCCUGCCGUUCAGUUCGUAACUUAUCGCCAAACAAUUUCAGUUCCUUCUUGUACUAGCAAAUUGUCUAAAGCUGCUAGCUUUUGUUUAUGUCCAUGUAACGAGAGAAUAAAAUGUUUUGAUGCAUAUGUAUUACUUCAGUUUUGGAAUUAAUUGUUGCAGAAUACUCCCCAAAA
Molecule: messenger RNA, 945 nt
Organism: Lolium rigidum
Lineage: Eukaryota; Viridiplantae; Streptophyta; Magnoliopsida; Poales; Poaceae
Product: NDR1/HIN1-like protein 1
Exons: 1
Coding region: 103-750 (215 amino acids)
Biological process (GO): defense response to other organism
Source: RefSeq, a predicted model, not a curated record